UGCUUGUGCCAGUGGAUUUUUACACAGUUCACAUGCUCACAAAAUGCAGAUUGCCUCAGAUAUAAAAGGACCCAACUGAACCAGCAAUACAAAUAAAAUCAUGGAUCAAGCCUAUAUGGGCAUGGAGGACGUAUCAGGUAGCAACAUAAAGUUGAGAAGGCUGGUAGAAACUUCAGAAGACAAUUCUAUCGAUGAUGAAAUGAGUCAAACUGUGCAAUGUGAAACGACUGGACUUGGACUCCCAGGUUCUGAAUUUGUAAAGAAGAGUUACUGCAGAGCUGCUGUGAUUCUUCUGGGUCUGCUGUGUCUUUUCCUCCUGAUUGGAUCUAUAACUGUGGUUUUUCUCUUCACCCAAGGCAAAUCUCAGUGGGAAAUGGACACAGUGUUGCUACACAGGCUUUACAACAACUUGACCAGCGAGAGAAACCAGUUACUGACCAGUUACAACAACCUGACAAUCAAACGAGAACAGUUACUGACCAGUUACAACAACUUGAAAACUGAAAAGGACCAAUUGCUGACCAGUUACAACAACCUGACAAUCGAACGAGAACAGUUACUGACCAGUUACAACAACUUGAAAACUGAAAAGGACCAAUUGCUGACCAGUUACAACAACCUGACAACGGAACGAGAACAGUUACUGACCAGUUACAACAACUUGAAAACUGAAAAGAACCAAUUGCUGACCAGUUACAACAACAAAGUUAAAGAGAGAGACCAGCUCCAGACAAGAUUUGAAGACAUGACCAAAAAUAGAGACUAUCUUCAGAGAAAGCUUCAAGAUUGUCGAGAAAACUGGGUGGCCUUCAGUAAUAGUUUGUACCAAGUGUCUUCGGUGAGGAAAUCCUGGGAAGAAAGCAGACAAGACUGUCUUCAAAAAGGUGCAGACCUGAUGAUUAUCAACAGCCGAGAGGAACAGAACUUUGUGAACCAGUUCAAGAAGAAUUUGUGGAUUGGACUGACUGACUCACAGACAGAGGGGACAUGGAAAUGGGUGGAUGGGACUCGAACGAGCACAAGCUACUGGAAUCGGAGGAAUGGUGAGCCAAAUGGUGGCACACAGCAAAAUUGUGGAGAGAUAGAUAAUUACAAUGCAGAAGACAGCUGGAAUGAUGCACCAUGUUCCAAUGGACAAUUCUGGUGCUGGUUUCCUGCCAAGUCUCUGAUGGGUUAGGGUCACCACCAGCCUCCAGAGUCUCCUUCGUUGCCACUGACGGCCAGUUGCUUCAUUGCAUUUGAUAGACAGCCCCUGGAAGAAUUACACUUCCUUUGCAGACGCCAGUCGGCAACUAAGCUGUAGCCUUCGUCCUUGCUGGCUCCUCCUUGGGCACCAGACACUGGCAUCCUGAAAGGCUUCUCUGUAGGCUUCCAACUCUGCUUCCUGGUGGGUACUAUCUUCUCAGUCACUUAGCCUUACCCUGCAAAGCUUCCCGGGAAGUCUU
Oreochromis aureus is the source of this 1445-nucleotide messenger RNA. Its product is annotated as CD209 antigen-like. Bases 101 to 1177 code for a protein of 358 amino acids. The transcript is spliced from 7 exons. The record is from RefSeq and is a predicted model, not a curated record. Lineage: Eukaryota; Metazoa; Chordata; Actinopteri; Cichliformes; Cichlidae. Gene Ontology annotation, molecular function: signaling receptor activity.